Messenger RNA from Pocillopora verrucosa, 3168 nucleotides. RefSeq names its product ras-related protein Rab-8A. The record is from RefSeq and is a predicted model, not a curated record. Gene Ontology annotation, biological process: protein localization to plasma membrane; regulation of exocytosis; protein secretion. Gene Ontology annotation, cellular component: synaptic vesicle; plasma membrane; endosome. NCBI's taxonomy places the organism in Eukaryota, Metazoa, Cnidaria, Anthozoa, Scleractinia, Pocilloporidae. Gene Ontology annotation, molecular function: GTP binding; GTPase activity.
UUCAACAGUCGGAAAGUCGGAAGAGAUCAGCAGUUAGCUUCAUCGUUGUACUGGAAUGGCUAAGACGUAUGAUUUUCUCUUUAAGUUAUUACUGAUUGGAGAUUCAGGUGUUGGAAAGACGUGUGUGCUGUUCCGAUUUUCUGAGGAUGCCUUCAAUUCAACGUUUAUAUCCACCAUAGGCAUCGACUUUAAAAUAAGGACAAUAGAAUUAGAUGGCAAGAAGAUAAAGCUUCAGAUAUGGGACACCGCUGGACAGGAAAGGUUCCGAACUAUCACCACUGCAUACUAUCGCGGUGCUAUGGGAAUCAUGCUCGUUUAUGAUAUUACCAAUGACAAAUCUUUUGAGAAUAUCAAGAACUGGAUCAGAAAUAUUGAAGAGCAUGCAUCUUCUGAUGUUGAAAAAAUGGUUCUGGGAAACAAAUGUGAUAUGGAGGAUAGAAGAUUAGUCUCUAAAGAAAGAGGAACCCAGUUGGCCACAGAAUAUGGAAUAAAAUUCAUGGAGACAAGUGCAAAAGCUAGUAUCAAUGUAGAAGAGGCCUUUUUUACGCUUGCGAGAGAUAUAAAACUAAAAAUGGACAAAAAACUUGAGCAAACAAGUCCACAAGCAACAUCAACGAUUAGCGUGACACAACAAAAUAAACAAUCCAAAGGAAUCUUCCGUUGUACAUUAUUGUAGGAUGUUGUAAAGUUCUGCAAGCAAGAAUUUGCUCUAUCAUAGUUAAUAUGACAGUAACUGUGUCCAAAAUAUGUGUAUUUGAAAUGAUGGGUCAGGUAAAAAAAUGAUGAUACUGUGUGAGAAAGAGAUCACAUUAUUUUCUUAUAGUAGAAGUUUUAUUAGGAAUUUAACCAGCUUUGGUCUUGUUCUUGCUCAGUGCCACAACUGAACUGCUAAGUGCAUAUCAAAAUUAAUGUCUGCAUUCUGAGGUAUGGAUUUUAUGGGAUGACCCUUGUGUCUCUCUUGAGAUGUAUCUUUCCACUUGCAGCACAACUUUUGUUCUGUGUUGUAAAACUUUUUGAUGUUAGUGGCAAUAUGUUACAUUAUGUAUCUGGUAUCAAUCCUUACAUUUAGUUGACCAGAGCAGGCCUUAAACACUGGAAAAUAACUGCCAAAUUUUUCUGUAUGUCGAAUCAUGUUUUCAGUUCUGAAUUGCGCAUCUGAACUCCAGGAUUUUAAUGUACAAGGUUUUUACAUAAGAAACAAGAGAGGCAAAAGGACCUGUUAGUUUUGAAACACAUGGAUAAAACACAAGGAAACUGCUCAUGACUGUGUAUGACAGCAGUUGUCUUUGAAACAUUUUACAAAUGGACAUGAAUUACAUGUGGAUGAAAUUUCAUCUUUUCUGGAUUGUGCAUUUUUAUUAUAAUAUCCGUGGGUUUGAUGACCGGUUUUACCUCUUUCACUCCCAAGAACUCAUUAUUGUCUGCCAUAAAGCUCCUAUAAUGUUAAUUUGGAGAAUUUGGUAUUGGAUCAACUCAAAAUCUUAUUGAUAUUUUUCUUUAUUCUCAUUACUUGUCUGCAUGACAUUGUUUGGAUAUUGUAAGGAGAAGUUCAAUCUUGAUCACUCAUCAGAGUUAAGGGUUAAUGCUCAGUACAAAGUCGAAAUGGAAUUGUACCGUAGAAGUAAAAGAGGGUCAAAAUAAUCUGCUCAAAAUUGAAAAAAUGGAAAAUAUUGGAAUAUCAGGUUCUUGUAAUGAUUUUUAAGGACAAUUUAUUUCCAUUCUUGUGCUACAAAUAUUAACAAUAGUAUACUGCAGCUUAAGGUUUCUUGAUAUGUUUUGGUUCAGCUUGUAUAAGUUACCUCAUGGUGUCAGAAUAGUAAAAAUAAACCAAAGAUACAAGCCAGCUUAAGAUAAUUUGUUACUUAUUAGUGGGAUGUCACUUAGAAAAAGACAAGUAAAUAAAGCUAACCAGUAAUGCCUGUUUUUUGAAUACCAUACUGUGGUACUUGAGAAAGUGUUCUCUAUUUUGUUUAAAAAUAUGUAAAUGUUAAGGUUACAAGUUAUUUGAGGAACUGGCAUUGAUUACAUAGCCAAUAGAGUUUACAUGUAUUGUUGAAAAUAGUCUCUCUAUUAUCAAUCAGUAACCACCCAAACACUAAUGGCUUCUUUGCAUCCCAUCUUUUUUCUUGAACUUAUGAAAGAUGUGUUUUCCUCCUCACAGUAAGCAAAACAUAUCCUUGACCUGGUUGGUUUUUUAGUCAAAAUGGUUUGUUGAAGUCAGCAUAUUAGGGGAUAAGCUCAUCUGACAGGUCUCUUGGACAGUUUAUACCAACAGCCAUAAUUUCUAUUUAAACAAGUGAAGUCACUGGCUUUGGUAGUAGGUGCUUAAUGUAGUAGGAAGUGUUAAAGUGAUUUAAGCUGACACACCAGCUAGAGGUUGUGUGUAUAAGUCUUGUGUUUGCUCUCUUGUGGUAUGUUGCUUGCACUCUUGUCUAGCACCUACUACACAAGCUACACUUUUCUCCAUUUUAAAUAAGGUCAAAACUAUGGGGCAAGUUAAAGGAAACACAUUUAAUCAUGAGCUACAUUUAGUAUGUCAUCAUUUAGUUUGAUAGUGGAGCUUAUAAAUGAGAAUUAAGUGAAAUUGAAAUACAUGCUUGUUAAGAAGCCUUUCUUUCCUCUCUUUUUUUCCUUAAUUCAUAAUUUUGAAGUAUUUAAACAAGUGUUUUGAAAGAACAUCUUAGUUAGGAUGUUGGUAGUUCAGGCUAAGAAGGAGUGUAAGAGCCUUGUCAUCUUGUAUUCAAAAGUGACCCUUGCAGCUGAAUCUGGCAUCUCAUUCUCAAAAAAAUCAUGAAGAAGAGAACAUCGGUACUUCUGUUUAAGGCUAAAAAAAAGUUAACUUAUUUCAAAUCCCUUUUUUUCUCAAGCAUUAAUGACGGUGUAACUGGGAUUUCUUAGAUCUACAUUUAUACUUUUUAACUGUCCUUACUAAUUUACAUUUGUGAAGAAAGUAAUGAUAGCAUUAGACUUCACUUCAGUACAUCCACUCUUUAGCCAUAGAAUUUUCUUCAAUAUGAUCUAAUUUUACGAUAACUAAAUUGCUCUCCUUUAUAGAUAUUAAUUAGAGAUCAAGAAACAGUUUGUUUAUUUUCAAAUGUAAUUGUAUCACUUAUCAAUGCCAAAUUAAAGUUUGAAGAUCAAUAAACAAGAAACCAAAAACAGUAUUAA